Messenger RNA from Cokeromyces recurvatus, 2165 nucleotides. RefSeq names its product FAD dependent oxidoreductase-domain-containing protein. Lineage: Eukaryota; Fungi; Mucoromycota; Mucoromycetes; Mucorales; Mucoraceae. Gene Ontology annotation, biological process: glycerol-3-phosphate metabolic process. The coding region runs from base 51 to 1979 and encodes 642 amino acids. The transcript is spliced from 8 exons. Gene Ontology annotation, cellular component: glycerol-3-phosphate dehydrogenase (FAD) complex; mitochondrion. The record is from RefSeq and is a predicted model, not a curated record. Gene Ontology annotation, molecular function: glycerol-3-phosphate dehydrogenase (quinone) activity.
AAAAAAAAAAAAAAAAACAAAAAAAAAAAAACAACACACACACACACAAAAUGUGGAGACAAUUAUCAAAAACACAAAAGAUUAUAACAUUAGCAACUGCUACAACUGCUACAGCUAGUUUUGCUUAUUAUAUGAAAGACAAGUUAAAUGCUGACAAUGUAUAUAAAAGAACAAUAAGAAUUCAAGAACAAACUUCAACUUUACCUUCUCUGUUGAUAACAAACAAUAAAGCCUUUGCUGAAGCACUUCAGGAACAACAACAACAACAGGAUCGUGACUUUUGGAAUGUACCUUCACGUGAAGAAAUGAUCCAAAAAUUAAAAGAUAAAAACCAGGAACCUUAUGAUUUAUUAAUUGUUGGAGGAGGAGCUACGGGGGCUGGUAUAUCUGUUGAUGCUGCUACUCGUGGAUUAAAGGUAGCUAUGGUUGAAAGGGAUGAUUUUGCUUCAGGUACGUCUUCGAGAUCGACAAAAUUAGUUCAUGGCGGUGUUAGAUAUUUACAAAAAGCAAUUAUGGAACUUGAUUAUGAACAAUACGCUCUUGUUUGUGAAGCCCUUCAUGAAAGAAAGAUAUUUUUAGAUAUUGCUCCUCAUCUUUCUGAUCAAUUACCGAUUAUGCUUCCAGUUUAUAAAUGGUGGCAAGUACCUUAUUAUUGGUUUGGCUGUAAAUUAUAUGAUAUAUUUGCAGGUCGUGAAUCAUUAGAAAGUAGUUACUUUUUAACUCGUUCCAAGGCUCUUGAAGCUUUUCCUAUGUUAAAGAAUGACGAAUUAGUAGGUGCUUUAGUUUACUAUGAUGGCCAACAUAAUGAUGCAAGAAUGAAUGUUGCCUUAGCUAUGACCGCUAUAUGCUAUGGUGCAACUGUGGCAAAUCAUUGUGAAGUCAUAGACUUAACUAAAGAUAAUGAGGGGAAUAUAAAUGGUGCAAAAUUAAGAGAUAAUAUUAGUGGUGAUGAGUGGGAUGUUAAAGCAAAGGGUGUCAUCAAUGCAACUGGUCCUUUUACUGACAGUCUUCGUAAGAUGGAUGAUACUCAAAAUAUGGACAUUGUUGCUCCAUCUGCUGGUGUUCAUAUCAUUCUUCCCAACUAUUAUAGCCCAAGAAAUAUGGGAUUACUAGAUCCUGCUACAAGUGAUGGCCGUGUUAUUUUCUUUUUACCAUGGCAGGGUAACACGAUUGCUGGUACUACAGAUUCCCCUACUGAGGUUACUCAAAAUCCUAUGCCUAAGGAAGACGAAAUCAAUUGGAUUUUAAAUGAAGUAUCUCAUUAUUUGAGUCCAGAUGUUAAGGUACGUCGUAGUGAUGUUCUUGCUGCUUGGUCGGGCAUCCGUCCAUUAGUAAGAGAUCCUAAUGCAAAAAAUACAGAGUCCCUUGUUCGCAACCAUAUGAUUAAUGUUAGUGAAAACAAAUUGAUUACGAUUGCAGGUGGUAAAUGGACAACCUAUCGUGCUAUGGCAGAAGAGACCGUAAAUAAAGCUAUUGAAGUUUUCAAUCUUAAUCCUAAGCAAAAAUGUCAAACAGAGCAUAUUCAAUUGAUUGGCAGUAAAGGAUACAAUGAUACAAUGUUUAUUAGAUUAGUUCAGGAGUAUGGCAUGGAUACAGAAGUAGCUCAACAUCUUGCUCGUAGUUAUGGUAAUCGUGCUUGGGAAGUUGCUUCUAUUAACGAUUCUACCUCCAUGACUUGGCCUAAAUAUGGUAACCGUAUUUCACAUAACUAUCCCUAUAUCGAAGCCGAAAUAAGAUAUGUUGUUAGACAAGAGCUUGCUUGCACUGCAGUAGAUGUUCUAGCGCGUCGUACACGUCUAGCCUUUUUAAAUGCUAAUGCUGCUCUACAGGCACUUCCUAAAGUUAUUCAAAUUAUGUCAGAAGAACUCAAAUGGGACGAGACAAGACAAAAGGAAGAGCUUAAACAAGCUUCUAUUUUCUUAACUUCAAUGGGCCUUAGCGAAGAUAAAAUUAAGCAUUUCUUUGUUGAAACUAAAUAAGGAUAUACAUUUUAUCCCCCCCUCUCCUCAUAGACAAAAUCUAUUAUUUCCUUUAUUUCAUUUUAUUUUUUCUAUAGAUAUCUAAUUCUUAUUUUUAUUUUUUUCCUAUCUGCCUGCCUGCUGCUAUAUUAUAUUAGCAUUAAAUCUAACUCGUUGCCUUAUUACAAAACAUGUAUUUCAAUGAUC